Molecule: messenger RNA, 1295 nt
Organism: Hyposmocoma kahamanoa
Lineage: Eukaryota; Metazoa; Arthropoda; Insecta; Lepidoptera; Cosmopterigidae
Gene: Tk
Product: tachykinins-like
Exons: 3
Coding region: 116-913 (265 amino acids)
Source: RefSeq, a predicted model, not a curated record
CUCCGGGCGAAUAACUGCUUGCUAACUUGUUUGCAUUAAAGUUAAAGUUGGUUUGCAAAACGUGUAAAGGCCUCAUUACAUUCCGAACUACUGAUAUUAAAGAUAAAGAACAACUAUGGGUACUGCAAAAACAUGUCUUCUCUUCUUCACCAUCCAAUUGAUUUAUAUUAUAUCUGCGCAAGAGAUGAAACGUAUCCCUGACGGAUUUGUGGGAACGCGCGGGAAGAAGUCCAUUUCAUCUAUGUCUUCAGAUACAGACCACUACUAUAAGCGAAAGCCUCAGUUCUUCGUCGGCGUUAGGGGAAAAAAAAAUUUGGUCGACGCCCUCGCCGAUGAACAUUUCAAACGAGCUCCAAUGGGAUUUGUAGGUAUGCGCGGGAAAAAGGAAUUUAUAUCUCCUGGUUUCCAAUAUUCAGGCUCUGGUUUCAUUCCGAAACUGGACGGCUCUCUGAUUGGGAAGAUUGACUACUCAGCCAAUGGAGAUUUGAGAGACGACAAUGCGUAUUCCGUAAACAAUUUUAUUGCGGAGUAUCUUCAGAAUCUGGAGAAAGAGAAUAUGCUGGAAAAUGACCUAAAAUUUGAUGAAAUGACAAAUUCCCAGCCUUUGUCACAUGAAUCAGCUGCAACUGAUGUCGAUAAGCGAGCUGCCAACAUCCACCAGUUUUACGGCGUUCGUGGGAAAAAGUCCAUUCAGAACAAACGACCUUACGACCUAACCUUUCGUGGCAAAUUCAUUGGCGUGAGGGGUAAAAAGGUCAUUAAAGACGAUUAUAGUGCGGAGGCGACUAAGUUUUUGCUCGACCAGGAGGGACCGUGGCCUAAAAGGAAGACCCAAAUGGGAUUUUUUGGAAUGCGUGGCAAGAAAUGGACUGAUGAGUCCAGCCCGGAAACCGCAAUGGAGGUAUAUUACUAAGCGACCUCAUUUCUCCGUGUCAUCUAAAAAAUAUUUCUAUGAUAAAGACUUCUUUGAAAAAUUAUUAGCAUUUCUUUGUAAGGAAAAACCGCAUUUUCUUACUAAGAUUAAGGAGAGGCUUAUUCUAGCGUUAUUUAAGAAUUUACAGCAAAACUAUAAAACUUCGCCGAGAUAGUAGGUACAUACUAAAACACUUUAAUGUAAUUAAGAUAAGUAAUUGAAUGAGAAGAAAAGAAUUGCUUUUAUAACUUUUUAUCCGUUUAGAAGGUUAUAUAAUUCUGUUGUACGUACAUUUAUUAGUCAGUCGUUCAUAAAAACAAGCUUUUAACUUUUAAUUUUAAUUUAUUUUUUAAAUGUUUGUCUCAUGCAGUAGUUAAGAAAU